AGUAAACAAAAUCACACCAGCAAGGAGGGAAGAGUGAGGGCGCAGUGGGCAGCUCCUGGCUCUACAAGCGUCUUCUGUUCUCUCCAGGUAGUCCUCUCCGGCCAUAAUGUCCACUAAAAGACUGGAGAAGUUUGAAGUGGUGUGUGGGUGGGCUUCAUGCGGCUUCACGGGCUACACCAUGGAAGACCUGAGUGUCCACAUGUCCCAGCAUUUGAAGGACUAUCUGGGAGACAAGGAUGCAGCGGAAGAGCUGGAUGAGUAUGCCUGUUUGUGGGAUGGUUGUGAGUUUCUCUCUAUGGGUAGUCCACGAGAAUUAGAAAUCCAUGCUUACUUCCACAACUACCACAGUAAGCUCAAAUACGCUGGUUCACAACUGCUAAAGCAACGUCAUGACCUGCCGAGCUGCACUCUGGGCGCUCACAGCAACAACCUUGUCCCAGAAGGAUCGGAAGGAUUUGUUUGCCAGUGGGAACACUGUGAUAGCUCUUUUGACAAUCCUGAGUGGUUUUAUCGUCACGUGGACAAUCAUGUUGAAAGCUCUGAACCUCAAUCUGUUAAUGAACCUCAGCAACAACAAGCUCUGUUCUGCCACUGGACAGGCUGUGAUGCUUUCUUCAAAAUCCGUUACCGUCUGAGGGAGCAUGUGCGCACUCACACUCAGGAGAAGCUUGUCGCUUGUCCCACCUGCGGCAGCAUGUUCUCCAGCAACACUAAGUUGUUUGACCACCUCCACAGACAGGCAGCACCAAUCGAGGCACUUGUGUGUGAACAUUGUGGGAAAGCUUUUUCUAAUGAGAGACUUCUACGGGACCACGUGCGCCAACACGUGAAUCAGGUGAAAUGUCCCCUCUGCGACAUGACCUGCACCACUCUCGCGGCACUGAAAAUACACAUCAGGUUUCGUCACUGUGAUGAGCGGCCAUUUCCAUGCGAUUUCUGUGACAAAAGAUUUAAAAACCAGCGUGAUCUGCAGAAGCACUCAGAGAUCCAUAAUGAGGGCUCAGUGUAUCAGUGCACUGUCGAAGGCUGUGACUAUGCCUGCCAUACCUUUCAGACCAUGAACCACCACUUCAAAAGAGUUCAUGAGGCUGGGGGCAUGUCUAAGUAUAAAUGCCAUAUUUGUGAUAAGGUUUUCUCCUGGUGUUACACUCUCACACUGCACCUGCGAAAGAAACAUGAGCUCAAGUGGCCCUCCGGACAUUCUCGCUUCAGAUAUAAAAAAGACAUUGAUGGGUUUCUCAAAGUGAACAUGGUGCGCUUUGAGACUGUGGAGGUGACUAAAGAGAUUAUGAAGAACAUGGCCAAAAAGCCUCAGAGUGCACGCAAAAGUCCGAGAGCUAGCACCAGUCGUACUAGGAAGUCCUCUGUCCCACCUGAGAGCUCUCCUGUGGGGUCAUCGUCACCAUCAUCCUGCUCCUCCUCUUAUUCCUCACAGCUGUCGGGGGAGGAGGAGGACACGCCCGCUCAGGCCAGUCCCUGUGAUUCCCCCAUGUACUGUGUCAUGAACACUGUCCCUCACUUAGAGGAGGAGGAGACUGGGCACUUGUCCCAGGACGACUGCACCAACGGCGGGACGUCCGGAGCUGUGCAGGCCCUGACAGAGGUGGCCAGGGGUUUGGGGAUGGAUGUGGUGUAGAAGCAUUUCAUCUGAUGGUAAUGUUUUUAUAUUGUACUUGAAUUGUUUCUUACAGUGUUAUAACUGACAUUUUGUUUUUAAUUUUCCUCAUGUUUUUACUAUGGUUUUAGCCUUAUCAUUUUUGCACUUUGGUGUACUUAUUAGACCUGCAUAUUAAAGCAGGUGAAUGUCAUAACUCCUAUACUGAAAGUAUUUUAACAUUUUAUCAACUGAUUUUAUUUGCUUUUUUUAUACUCAGUGGUCAAAAGAUUACAUUCUAAUUAGUAUAUUUGUACUUGUAUUUGAUAAUUGUUCAAUAUUCCUGCUCAAAGUUUUAAAUAGAGUUUUGAUACAAAUAAAUAUUGUCAUUCAUUGUU
Messenger RNA from Periophthalmus magnuspinnatus, 1992 nucleotides. RefSeq lists its product as uncharacterized. Gene Ontology annotation, molecular function: DNA-binding transcription factor activity, RNA polymerase II-specific; RNA polymerase II cis-regulatory region sequence-specific DNA binding. Gene Ontology annotation, biological process: regulation of transcription by RNA polymerase II; anatomical structure development. The record is from RefSeq and is a predicted model, not a curated record. Lineage: Eukaryota; Metazoa; Chordata; Actinopteri; Gobiiformes; Gobiidae. The coding region runs from base 107 to 1636 and encodes 509 amino acids. The transcript has 10 exons.